GUGUAGGAUUACCUGGCUCAGUUCACUAUUCCUAGGAAGUCACCUCAAUCGGAAAUUCUGGCUCAAAUUUACUCGCCGUCUCUCCUCGUUUCGCGCGCUCUUUUCGCUCUCCGCCUGCACUUACUCGAGGAUUUUGAAAGAAAAAGGAAGCCGCAGCUGGGGAUUCAGCAAUAUUCGAUAUUCACUGUGAAAUUUAACCGACUUCUACCGUUUUUGGUGCCUUUAUUUGGGUCCUAUAUUUGUUAUUUUAUUAUUUUGCUGCUUUUCGUUCGUGUUUGUCGGAACAGAAGCGACGAUUCUGCUAAUCAACCUAUUCGUUUUGGAUCGCUCUUUCUUCUGCUGGGCCUCUGCUUUUCAUUUAUUUAUCACGCGACUCGCUUUCAUCGUCGGUUCUUGUUUUUGUAUACAUGGUGAGCAGUCGGAGUUGCCACUCGGUUUUAUCAGCGGACGGUAUCACGGCAAGAUUUGUCCAAAAUGCGUGCUUAUUCGUCCAACUGAAGUCCGGCCUAGUGUUCUGAUAAAGUGUGAGACAACGUUUGUUUGUAAAAAGAACUACUCAAAUGGGAUUUCAGUCAAAACAAAACAAGAGCACAUCACACACAAGACGCACACAUACACACAAGACGCACACGCACACAGAUGGUCAAAGAGGUUAAUAUGUCGGGGACGCAAAUGUCUGCCUUCCUGAGAAAGUAUCUAGCCGACGAGGACAAAAAAAUUCGUGCGCAAUUCAAAGAAAGCGAUCCUAACAACAAAUUGAUUCUAUGGAUGCACGAAAAAACGAGAAUAACCGAGGAGGACUUGGCACGCCCAUACACCGAGGACGAGGUAAAGGAGCUUUGUCUACGCACCAAAGUGAAGGUUGAUAUGACCGCUUGGAAUUGUCUGUGGGAAGCCAAAAAGAGGUUUGAAGCAAAAGGACGUUUUGUGAACAAGUCUGAGAGAUUCAUCAACCGAAUGUAUAUGAAAGCGGUGCGCAGAAAGAUGGUCCAACCGUAUCCGGAGGAGUUUGUGGCCCAGCGAAGAGAAAUAGUUGCAGCCGAGACUAAGAAGCAGAACAUCAGCCGAUUGGAUAGAUGGCAAAAGAAAAAGAGUCAAAACCUAUCAGCACCAGAAUCCUCUCCAGACGCUCAUGCAUCUUCUAAUGACGCGGUGCAGAGCCACGAGGACCAAGCAAACACAAAUCUUAGUUCACUGUCUCAAAUGAACUUUCAAGUGGAAGCGAUGGCUCCGCCAGGCGUGUCGUCAUCUGAUCUUAGCGGCAUCGGAGACGAUGAGGACGAACAGCAGCAGUCAGGAUUUCAGGAUGAGAACAUCAACCGUCCAGAGACAGAGAUUAAUGAGAAUUCGGUGAGAUGUGAUCCAAUUAAUUUAGGAAGGAUGCGGACUGGAUGUAUAAAUUCGCAAGCAAAUAACAGUUUCCGGAAUACGGAGUCUGAUCCGGACUACUAUAUGUUUGGCACCCAAUUGAGCACAUUAGUACGACCCACGUCGACUCAAGAGCCUGACGAUCAGGUAAACUGUCCAGAGACAGAGAUGAAUGAGAGCUGGGUAAGGUGUGAUCAAAUUAAUUCGGAAAGCUUGUCGAUUGGACCGUCAAUUGAUUCGGAAGGAACUAUCACUUUUCAAAAUACAGAAUCUGAGCCGAUCGACGUCACCUCAAUAGCCUGAUGUCCAUAUAUUAAACUAUAUAAAGUUCUUCAUUUAUUGGUGUUAAUUAAUUAAAAACAUGUAAUCCCUAAAAAUGUUAUAAAAUGUAUAAUAAAAAUCUUAAUU
Molecule: messenger RNA, 1776 nt
Organism: Drosophila melanogaster (fruit fly)
Lineage: Eukaryota; Metazoa; Arthropoda; Insecta; Diptera; Drosophilidae
Gene: cav
Product: caravaggio
Exons: 3
Coding region: 640-1671 (343 amino acids)
Cellular component (GO): chromosome; nucleus; chromosome, telomeric region
Source: RefSeq, marked reviewed